Phyllostomus discolor (pale spear-nosed bat) is the source of this 3693-nucleotide messenger RNA. RefSeq names its product INSC spindle orientation adaptor protein (gene INSC). NCBI's taxonomy places the organism in Eukaryota, Metazoa, Chordata, Mammalia, Chiroptera, Phyllostomidae. Bases 575 to 2173 code for a protein of 532 amino acids. Gene Ontology annotation, molecular function: cytoskeletal adaptor activity; protein binding. Gene Ontology annotation, cellular component: apical cortex. The transcript has 13 exons. Gene Ontology annotation, biological process: apical protein localization; establishment of mitotic spindle orientation; regulation of asymmetric cell division. The record is from RefSeq and is a predicted model, not a curated record.
AGCGUGUGAACCGCACCCAAACCCCUCCUUAUUUUGUUACAGCUCCAAGGGAACAGAUCGCGGCGCAUUCCCUUCCCCUCUCCAGAUGCUGGCAUGAGGGGUGCAUGUGGGCCACCCCCGCCUGACCGGCUCUGAGGCUCUCGGGUGCUCGCCCGCGGUGACUCCCGCCCAACCCGGGGUGAGCCAGGUCUCUAAUUAGACUUGACUGCGUCCCCAUUCCAGCGCUCCCCACAGAGCGCGACGUUUCCACUGCCGGGGGCACCAAAAUAGCCUCUCAGCGGGGCUGAGACUCCAGGCAGCGGAGGCUGACGCUGGACGGGACAGAAGCUUGGCUGGGAGCGCGCUGUUGUUGAAGGUCCUGCCACGGCCGGCGCGGGGGCAGAGUGGGGUGGGGGCGCGGGGCAGCGGGAGGCCCCUUGGGCUGGGCCGGGCCAGCGCAGCCACUUGCUCGCGGCCUCUGGAGCCCCAGCUGCGCCCUGCCACCGCUGGCUGCCGAAGGCACCCUCUCUAGCCCUCCAGCUUCCUCAGAGGCCCCGACCGCUGUGGGCAGGCCCUCCUGCAGAUUGGGAUCAACAUGAUGGCACUGCCUGGAGGACGCCACAUGGACUCCAUCUCCCUGCCGGGUCAGCGGCUGCACCUGAUGCAGGUGGACUCAGUCCAGCGCUGGAUGGAGGACCUGAAGCUCAUGACCGAGUGCGAGUGCAUGUGUAUCCUGCAGGCAAAGCCCAUCAGCCUGGAGGAGGACACACAAGGUGACCUCAUCCUGGCGGGCGGCCCUGGCCCUGGAGACCCCCUGCAGCUGCUGCUCAAGCGGGGCUGGGUCGUCAGCACGGAGCUGCGCAGGAUCGGGCAGAAGCUGGCCCAGGACCGCUGGGCGCGAGUGCACAGCAUGAGCGUGCGCCUGACCUGCCACGCUCGCUCCAUGGUCAGCGAGUACAGUGCAGUCAGCAGGAGCUCCUCACAGGAGAUGGGCCAGAUUGAGAAGCUGCUAAUGGAGAAAUGCUCAGAGCUCUCAGCGAUCACCGAGAGGUGCCUCCAGGUUGAGAAUGAGCAUGUCCUGAAGUCAAUGAAGGCCUGUGUGAGUGAGACCCUGAGCACGCUGGGCCAGCACUUUGGUCAGCUGCUGGAGCUGGCCCUGACCCGGGAGGUGCAGGCACUCGUGAGAAAAAUUGAUGCCUCGGACAAUAUCUACAUCACGGAAUCCACCACAGGAAACCUGUUUAGCCUGACCCAGGAGGGGGCUCCCUUGUGCCGCAUAAUAGCCAAGGAGGGUGGAGUCGUCGCACUCUUCAAGGUCUGCAGGCAGGACAGUUUCCGGUGUUUGUACCCCCAGGCGCUUCGCACACUGGCCUCUAUCUGCUGCGUAGAAGAGGGUGUCCACCAGCUGGAGAAGGUAGAUGGCGUUCUGUGCUUGGCCGACAUCCUGACCGAUGACAGCCACUCAGAGGCCACCCGGGCUGAGGCUGCGGCCGUGGUCGCCCAGGUCACUUCCCCACACCUGCCUUUCACCCAGCACCUCAGCAGCUUCCUGGAGAGCAUGGAGGAGAUCGUGACAGCUCUCGUCAAACUGUGCCAAGAGGCCUCGUCUGGGGAAGUCUUCCUGCUGGCCUCUGCGGCCCUUGCCAACAUCACCUUCUUUGACACGAUGGCCUGCGAGAUGCUCCUGCAGCUGAAUGCCAUCCGCGUCCUGCUGGAAGCCUGCAGCGACAAGCAGAGAGUGGACACGCCUUAUACCCGGGACCAGAUUGUGACCAUCUUGGCAAACAUGUCCGUCCUAGAGCAGUGCGCCUCCGACAUCAUUCAGGAGAAUGGGAUCCAGCUUAUCAUGGGAAUGUUGUCUGAGAAGCCAAGAUCUGGGACCCCUGCUGAGGUGGCAGCCUGUGAGCGAGUCCAGCAGAAAGCUGCAGUGACCCUGGCCCGUCUCAGCCGAGACCCAGAGGUGGCACGUGAGGCUGUGCGUCUGAGCUGUAUGUCCCGCCUCAUUGAGCUCUGCCGAUCACCCUCCGAGAGGAACAGCAGUGAUGCUGUGCUCGUGGCCUGCCUGGCUGCUCUGCGUAGAUUGGCUGGGGUCUGCCCUGAAGGCCUCCAGGAAUCCGACUUCCAGCAACUAGUCCAGCCCAGGCUUGUGGACUCCUUCUUACUCUGCAGCAACAUGGAGGAGAGUUUUGUGUAGCGGGUGUGGAAGAGGAAAGGCAUUGGCCCCAUUCUCAUGCCCACUCUGAGUACACACCUGAGCAAACAUCAUCCACCUCAGCUCCUUAUUUAUACUUAAUUUAUUUUUUACAUGAAAUGGACAUAGGGCUAAAUAUUCUAGCAACAUCAUCAGGCAAUCUGUGUUCCUUGGAACUGUUUUUUGUUUUUAUUUUUUGACUUCUGUGACUUUUCAGUUGCAGAUGUUGAAAUGCAUAAUGGCUAAUAUGACAGAUGGUCAUAAGUGAUUUCACUUCAGCUUGCUUUCUCUACUCCCACUAUGUAAUCUUGCCUCAUUAAAAAAAAAAGAAAACACCGCAACUUGGGAACCAGAGUAUUAUAACUGCCCAGCAUUUUUUAAAAAAGUUGGAUUUGCUUUUUCUAAAAGAUUUUAAAUGGAAUUCAUAGCUGGACAGAAUAUAUUAGAAGGAAACUUUUAUUCUUUAAUAAAUGAAAUAAUACCAAGUUUGUCUUGGAUUACAUUAUGUCUUGGACUAAUUUGUACUAAGUUUUGUCUUGGACUAAUUUCUUGCUUGCCAAGGUUUCAUGCCACAAAAAUUUCCAACUGUGAACUAAAACUGCAUGGAGAGUUGUAUUGUUUUCAUAGGUACAUAAAUGGGUCAAGUUCUGAGUAAUUUAGUAAGAAAUCAAAAAUAUUUUCAAAGUUUCCAGGAACCCAGUUUCCCUGGGCUUCUCCACUUUUGUGUAACCUCAUGGUGAAUAGCUUUCUCAGAUGAGGCUUUAGUGAAUAACACCUCUUCAAAAGUAUACUUGAAAGUGAUGGUGUGCUGGAGCUUGCAAGGGACUCCUGUGAGAAUUUCUUCUCAAUUCUACAUUCAGUGAGAGGCUAAAGAAGAAAAACCACAUGGCCCUCUUAAUAGAUACAGAAAAAACACUUAACAAAAUAUAAUAUUUAUGAUAAAAAAGAAAACUCUUAGAAAACUAGGAAGACAUGCUAAUUUCCUCAUUUUGAUAAGAAAUAGCUAUAAAGCCCACAGCUAACAUCAUACUUGAAGCUUUCUUCUUGAAGUUUUCCCAAGAGAUCAGGUACAAAGCAAGAGUGCCUCUUUUUAUCAUUCCUUUUCGAUAUCACACUGGAGAUUCUAGCUAAGACAAUAAAAACAAAAGGAAAUAAAAUUUAUACAUAUUAGGGAGGAAGACAAAACUGCUCGUGUUCUUAUAUGACAUGAUUGUUUACGUAGAAAAUCUGAAAGAAUCAACAGAAAAACUCCUGGAAUUGAUAAGCAAUUACAGCAAAGUUCCAGGAUAUAAGGUUAAUAUAUAGAAGUCAAUCAUUUUUUUACAUACCAACACUAAAGUGAAAUUUGAAAUUAAAUACAAUACUGUUUAAUUAGCACCCCCAAAAUGAAAUGCUUAUGUAAAAAUCUAACAAAAAUGUACAAAAUCUACUAGAGGAAAACUACAAAACUCUGAUGAAUUAAAUCAAAGAAGUGAAUAAAGGCAGAGUUAUUCCACGUUGAUGGGUGGGAAGACUCAAUAUUG